Morchella importuna is the source of this 888-nucleotide messenger RNA. RefSeq lists its product as uncharacterized. The coding region runs from base 1 to 888 and encodes 295 amino acids. The transcript has 4 exons. Lineage: Eukaryota; Fungi; Ascomycota; Pezizomycetes; Pezizales; Morchellaceae. The record is from RefSeq and is a predicted model, not a curated record.
AUGAGCGAGCGUGAGAACUGCGAGGAGGAGGAGGACAGAAACACACCCAUCUCAACUUCACCCAUGGUCUGGGACUGGAACACCACCUCCGGCCCCCCCUGCGCCUGGGAAACCGGCAAAUCCGCCGAAAAAUACCACCUCACGAUCGCCUGGCUCGACACGCUCUACCGCAGCGGCACCUCUCUCGGCGCCACCGAGCUCGAAGCCCCCCAACACAUCGCGGAGCUCGAGGCCUCCGCCGCCGCUUCCCCAUCUUCCGCCUCCGGCCCCGCACACGAAGCGCAGACGUUCGAGAUCAUUGGCUCUGGCACUGCUGCGCCCGCCGCGCCCGUGAGCGGGUGGGACGAGCCGCCGCCGGCCGCGAGGGCGCUGCCGGAGGAGGUGGAUGCGCUGAUGUGGGCGGGGGUCAAGACCGGCAGCAUGGGCAGCACGGGCACGGGCACGGGCAGGGGCAGGGGGCAGUGGCAGUGGCAGGGGAGGGGCGGUGGUGGUGGUGGGUAUAAGGGGCGCAAGAACGGCGGUGGGAAUGCGGCGUGGUAUCGUGGGGGUGGUGGGGGUGGGGGUGGUGGGUAUCGUGGGAGGGGGUGGAGGGGCGGCGGUGGUGGAGGCGGUGGUGGUGGGAGAGGCGGCGGUGGAGGAGGAGGCGGCAGCGGGAGGUAUGGUGGACAGGGACAGAACCAUGGACAGUGGCAGGCACAGGCACAGGGGCAGGGGAAUAGCUAUCAGCACCAUCACCAGCACGAUAACGCCCCCCCUGCAGCUCCGCCGUCGCCGCAGCAGCAGCAGCGCAAGCCGAGGCCUGCCCAUGCGGAGCAGGACCCGGAGCCGACGUGGGGCGACCCGAAUACAAAGAGGGGGUCGCCGAAGAAUAUGCACUAUCGGUGGUAG